AUGGAGACUGCCAACCACGAGACGCUGUCGUUCAGCGCGCACGCGUUCAAGAAGCUGUUCCCAGCAGAGUAUGCGCGCAAGUGUCUCGACAGCAACGUGCGGGUCGACGGACGCGCCAUUGGGGCCACGCGCGCUCUGCAGCUGCAGACGAACGUGAUCCAGACGGCCGCCAGCUCCAGUCUCGUCAAGCUCGGCAAGACGUCCGUACUGACGGCCAUUAAACUCGCAGUGGGCACUCCCGCCGUCGCUACGCCUGACCAGGGAGAAGUUGCCAUUCAGGUGCAUCUGUCGCCCAUGUGCUCGAACCGGUUCUCGGUCGGUCGACCGUCGGAAGAGGCUCAGAGCAUCGGUAGUCAGCUCACGCGGAUCGUCGUUGGCUCGCGCGUCGUGGAGAUGGAGGACCUGAGCAUUGUCAAGGGUCAGUCAGCCUGGAAACUCAUGGUAGAUGUGUUCUGUAUCGACCACGACGGCAACGUUCUCGACGCUGCGCUCACGUCGAUUGUGGCGGCGCUCAAGACGCUGAAGCUGCCGGCCACAUCGAUCAACGAAGACGAUCAUGUCGUCUCUAUCGUGCCAGAGGGAGACGCCAUGCCACUGCGUGUACAGUUUGGUGCGUACGCGACGUCGUUCGCGUUCGUGGACAAGACGGUCCUGAUCGAUCCCACGAGCGAAGAGGAAGAUCUCUCCAGUGCCGUGUUGAGCAUCGCAUACACGACCGCGGGACAGCUCUGUAGCGUGCAGAAAGCUGGCGGUACGAUCGUCGCAGCCACUGUGAUGCAGCGCUGCAUGCAGUUCGCAAAGCAAAACGCCAAUGCAGUGGCUACGCUCGUGGACGCGUCAACGUAG
Hyaloperonospora brassicae is the source of this 846-nucleotide messenger RNA. The record is from the annotation of a GenBank genome assembly. NCBI's taxonomy places the organism in Eukaryota, Oomycota, Peronosporomycetes, Peronosporales, Peronosporaceae.